Molecule: messenger RNA, 2085 nt
Organism: Microbotryum saponariae
Lineage: Eukaryota; Fungi; Basidiomycota; Microbotryomycetes; Microbotryales; Microbotryaceae
Source: the annotation of a GenBank genome assembly
AUGUUUAAAAUUCCUAAUGAGGGGGGGCGGGUCGGCGCGUUUCCUGCUGUCACUCUCAUUCUGGAACCUGGAACCUGGAACCGAACCGGCUCUGUCGCUGCCGCUACCUCUUCUCCGCCAGCCUCAACAUCAAGCCAGGGCAGCGGGAUUGGCUCCAGUCGCGACACUCCCGACAGUGCAACCCAAUCUCGGGCCGACAAGCGUCGCUUUAACGAGCUUUUAAACGAUGGGCAGGAUUCGACACCCAAUGCGAUCAACCAGCUAGGCAAAAAGCCACUCGGCCGACCACCCCAUCCUCCACCUGCAUUCGCACCUGCACCGAAACGAGCUCGGGGUCGUCCGAGAAAGACAGACGAGGAGAAGGAGAAGACGGCCAAAGCCCAGGCAAAACAAGCAGAAGAGAAAGCAGCAAAGAAAGGACAAGAUGAAGAACAAGCAAGGCAACGAGAGGAGGCAAAACGAAGCAGGCUGGAAGUGGAGCGAGCCCCACAGCGCCAAAUCGUCUUGGACGAGCAGACUCAGAGGAUGCUGGUCAAUUGUUGAAGCUCGAUGUGUGGUAGCCUAGUGUGAUGACCAACCUUCAAUCCUGUUACAUUUCGGGCUGACCUGGGGUUAUUACAAUAUUCCACCCUCGCAGUUUCCCCCUGCAAAAACGUACACCGUGAGUUUCGUAGACCAGUGUCUUGUCCGUGGGCCGCACAAAGUCUUACGCAUAUCAAUGGCUAUCAACUCCAGAAACAGACAACUCUCAGCUUUUGCGCAAGCAUCCAGUUUAAGUUCGUCUUCAGCUUCAAACCCUUCGUUCGCCGUGCCUUCCGGAUCCGGUGCCCCGCACUCGACCGACCCCAAUCUGCCCUCGAUGCCGGUAUCGGCGAACUCGGCAGUCCCCCCGGGAGGCGGCUCAAAAGUCCAACAACAUCGAACCCUAUUGCGUCGAGAGUGGCGCUUUCCGUUUCGAGCCCCUCAAAUGGUCGCCGCGGAAUUUGCUGCACAAGAACAUGGGACGAACGCUUCAGCAGAUGCAAACCCAGCUGCCAGCCGAUCGCAAACUCCGUCACACCUGGCUUGCAAAACGCCAAGGUAUUCGGUUUGCGGUAUUGCACGUUCACACACCAAUCGAACGAGCGCUGUACAAGCAUAUCUUGUCCCAUCUGGAACUAUCAACUUCUCGAGACCAACGAGCCAUCUGACUCGCCGAGCGCUGGAACGCUUAUGCCAACGGCAUUGAUAUAUUUUACGAAGUUAGUCGCUAUUUCGUUGUGCCUCUGAACUUAAGACCGAGCUGAGUGCUUGAAAAUUUAUACGUAGAUGCCAGAACACAUCAGUAGUUGGGGAACCAGAUGGACGUCUCUGGGCAAUGCUCAAGCUACAAUGAAUCUGGCCGAGAACGACGUCAAAGCGACCCAAGCGAUGAUCACCGACCCCUCUGUAAGGCGCCGCUCCGCUUACGCCUCACGACGACCUCGAGCCAACCGGCCUCAGCACGCUUGCCCUCGCGCGCGGCGCCGCCGCGUCUCUUGACCUUAGUCCUUUUAGUAGUCUUUCUUCGCCUGCGAAUUACACCGUUUGAUCCUUUCAGUUUGGACUCGGAAUCAGUGAGGCUCGAGAGCGAUCUCGUGCCUUUCACCCUCCCGCGGUCGCAAUGUCAGCCCGCCGCCCGCCAAGCCGUUGCUCGGCCACAAACCUCCGGUCUCGGGGAUGCUCACGGAUGCAGAGGUCGAAGCGUCCAAUCCUCAAACAUCAUUCAUCCGCCCAUCCGGGGCGAUGGACACAAACAACAAUGGUCCAUGUGCAGGGAUUGCUACCAGUGGCAGUUCAGUGAGCGUAGUCACCGGGAAAGUAAUGCGGCGCUGUCGGUUCUGCGGUCAAGCCUCUUGCAAGUUCAAGGGAUCAGCGUCAGCCCGACAGGGAUCGGAGAUUCUGUGUGAAAACCCAUGUGUGGAUUGCGGGAAGAUGUAUGGCUUGAGUGAAGAGAGGGAUCCGAAUAACCCAGAAUCGCCGAGGUUUUGCAAGGGGCUGACCACGGCUGAGAUGGGUGGUCGAGCUCGGUAUAAGAAGAAGUGUCAUAAUCAUAAACCGCUGUGA